AAGAAAGAUGAUCUACUUUGAAACUCAAUAUUUGAACAUCAGUCGAGUACUUAUGCUUGCAGUUGGAAUAUGGCCUUAUAAACAGUCGAAGCUCAUUUCACUUCAAGUCAUCUUGUGUUAUAUUCUUCUGGUGAGCAUCAUAGUAGUGCAGUUUACACCAUUCUUGACUACAAAAUGUACUCCUGAUUUUGCCAUCAAAGUUCUGUCACUAGCAUUAUUUUGUAGUAUAUAUGUGAUUAUAUAUAAUUCACUCCAGAUUAAUAAAUACAUCAUACGAUCUUUUUUCGAUCAAAUUCAAUAUAUUUUUAAUGCAAUAAAAGAUGAUUAUGAAAUCGCUAUUUUAGAAAGGUAUGGAUAUAAUGCAAGAUGCUAUCAGUUUGCUUGUGCAGUAUUUGGCAUGUGCUGUCUCUUUAUUGUUAAUAUUCAACCAUGGUGGCCACGCAUAUUGAAUGUUCUACCGUUCAUAAAUGUUUCUGAAUCGUAUCACGCAAUGUACAUCAUAACUGAAUACUUUGUUGAUGAAGAAAAAUAUUUAUAUUUAAUUACUCUGCACAUAAACGUGACUCUUUGUGCAGCAACAUUUAUAAUGUUAGCGGCUGGAACGUUGUUUAUAGCAUAUGUUAAAUGUACUUGCGGAAUAUUUAGAGUCGCCACGUACCGAGUCGAGCAUGCAAUGAAUAUUCACAUUCCACAAAGUGUUGAUCUAAAGAAUGAAAUUAUGAUCUGUAAUAAAAUAAUCCACAUUGUGGACAUUCAUCGCAAAGCUAUGAAGCUCAUCAGAGACUUUAUUUCUACCCUCGAGAGUACGGUUUUUUGUGUAAUAAUAAUCAGUGUAGUUUGCUUAAGUCUGAAUCUUUAUCGAAUUUUUCAGGUUGUGUCGUUUGAUGGCAAUAUCGAGGAGUUUAUAGUACAUUCCACAGUUGUAUCUAUCAUUUUUAUAUAUAUAUUCAUAAUCAACUAUUUCGCGCAAGAAAUUUUAGAUCACAAUAACGAGAUAUUUAUAGCCGUAUAUAACAUUCGCUGGUAUACAGCUCCUUUAUGUAUACAGAAAAUGAUAUUGUUCUUGUUGCAAAGAGGCACGAGAGGUUUUAAUCUGAAGGUUGGUGGAUUAUUUUUGGCAUGUUUAGAAAGUUCCGCCACGCUGAUAAGUACCUCCAUGUCUUAUUUCACUGUACUUUGUUCGGUGCGACAUUGAUAUAAAGAUAUCUAUUGUUUCGCGAAGAUAUCUAUUCUUUUACUGUGGAAGAUAUAUGGAUUGUCUCAUUAAGUCUGAACAAGCGAAUACAUAACAUGCUCAAAAAUAUACUUCAUAAAUUUUACAUAUGAUUCAAACUCACGAACGUUUGACAAAUGUCACUAAAAACUUCACUAAUAAAUAACGACGAUGUAACAUUCGCCUUUA
This is a messenger RNA of Harpegnathos saltator (Jerdon's jumping ant), 1402 nucleotides long. RefSeq lists its product as uncharacterized. NCBI's taxonomy places the organism in Eukaryota, Metazoa, Arthropoda, Insecta, Hymenoptera, Formicidae. Gene Ontology annotation, biological process: detection of chemical stimulus involved in sensory perception of smell; sensory perception of smell. The transcript is spliced from 10 exons. The record is from RefSeq and is a predicted model, not a curated record. Bases 8 to 1195 code for a protein of 395 amino acids. Gene Ontology annotation, molecular function: olfactory receptor activity; odorant binding. Gene Ontology annotation, cellular component: plasma membrane.